Verruconis gallopava is the source of this 2033-nucleotide messenger RNA. RefSeq lists its product as uncharacterized. The record is from RefSeq and is a predicted model, not a curated record. Gene Ontology annotation, biological process: carbohydrate transport; transmembrane transport. Bases 230 to 1867 code for a protein of 545 amino acids. Lineage: Eukaryota; Fungi; Ascomycota; Dothideomycetes; Venturiales; Sympoventuriaceae. Gene Ontology annotation, molecular function: carbohydrate:proton symporter activity. The transcript has 3 exons. Gene Ontology annotation, cellular component: membrane.
UGCUUGGAAAAUUCUUCUGCCCCAGGCGCAUGGGGCAAGUUCUCGCUAGGAUGAUUUCGCAACAACAAGUUUACCCCGUGGAGUGUCAUUUGUCUUGAGUCGUCGUGGAAAUCCGGGGCAGAUCAAGUAUAUAGCACCCCCAGUCUCCCGCUCUGUUCGCCUGCCUCCGCAUCAAUCCCAUCUUAGUUCUUCUUUCGGGCCCCCAGAGAUCAGCGUUCCAUCAUCCAUCAUGGGUCUUCUUGCCUUGGUCGAGGAUAGACCGACACCAAAGGAGGUGUACAACUGGCGCGUCUAUGCCUGCGCUGCUGUGGCCUCGUUCGCCUCUUGUAUGAUUGGAUACGACUCUGCUUUCAUCGGAACGACGCUGGCACUGCCCUCUUUCGUGGAUGAGUUUGGAUGGAACAAGAUGUCUUCUUCGCACCUCGCGACCGUCAAGGCAAACAUCGUCUCCGUCUACCAGGCCGGCGCUUUUUUCGGCGCCUUCUUCGCCUUCGCGUCCAACCACUUCUGCGGACGUAAGAUCUCACUCUACAUCUACUCCGUCGUCUUCUGCUUGGGUGCCGGCAUGAUGCUUGGUGCAAACGCACACCGCGGCUUGGGUUUGAUCUACGCUGGACGUGUUCUCGCUGGAAUCGGUGUCGGCGGAGCCAGCAUGGUCGUGCCCAUUUACAUCUCAGAGUUGAGCCCUCCCGCUGUGCGUGGACGAUUGGUAGGCGUGUACGAGUUGGGAUGGCAAAUUGGCGGUCUUGUGGGCUUCUGGAUCAAUUAUGGCAUCUCAGAGACUCUUGCCCCAUCUCAUUCCCAGUGGCUAAUCCCGUUUGCUGUUCAACUUAUUCCUGGAGGCCUGCUGCUCAUUGGAACGACUUGGUUAAGAGAGUCCCCGCGCUGGCUUCUUACCCAGAACAAGCGUGAAAAGGCGAUCAAAAAUCUGUGCUGGAUUCGUCAGUUGCCUGCUGAUCACAUCUACAUUGUCGAGGAAGUUUCGUUCAUCGAUGCGGCCAUUGAGGAGCAGAGCAAGGCGAUUGGAACCGGUUUCUGGAAGCCCUUCCUUGCGGUAAAGCGCAGCAGAAGUCUGCAGUGGAGACUCAUUCUAGGCUGCCUUCUUUUCAUGUGGCAAAAUGGCUCCGGCAUCAACGCCAUCAACUAUUACUCCCCGACCGUUUUCAAGUCGCUGGGCAUCAAGGGAACCAACAACGGCUUCUUCACCACGGGCCUGUUCGGCGUGGUCAAGACGGCCCUCACCAUUGUCUGGCUUUUGGUUCUCAUCGACCGUCUCGGUCGUCGCAAACUUUUGAUGAUUGGCAGUAUUGGCGGCUCCCUUUGCAUGUGGUACGUCGGAGCUUACAUCAAGAUUGCUGGCACCGACAGUUCCUCAAAUCCUAACGCUUCUCUGACCGGUGCCGGUGUCUCUGCCAUCUUCUUCUUCUACUUGUGGACGGCUUUCUACACUCCGUCCUGGAAUGGAACCCCUUGGGUGCUCAACUCUGAAAUGUUUCCUACGUCGACCCGUGCACUUGGUCAAGCAAGUGCAUCGGCAUCAAACUGGUUCUGGAACUUCAUCAUCUCGCGCUUCACCCCUCAAAUGUUCCUCACAAUGUCCUACGGUGUAUAUUUCUUCUUCGCCUCCUUGAUGAUCCUCUCCGUUCCUUUCGUCUAUUUCCUUGUCCCUGAGACGAAGGGUGUGCCUCUUGAGGCGAUGGAUCGCUUGUUCCAAGUUCACCCAGUUCGUAAGGCUCACAAGAUUGUCAUGGAGGAACUCAUCCGUGAGGAGGAAUCAUUCAGACAUGAUGCUGAAGGAGCCGGUUUGGAGAUCGCAAAGGAGCACCUCAAGGCUGCACAUGUGGAGAAGGUUGUUGCUCAAGUCUAGAAAGAUCUCUCACAGGGAAUUUGCGAGUGUGUAUGAAUACCAGGUACUAGCUUAACUCGUCAAUUCAUUUGUUCAGAAAGAGCAAAUGUAAUUCAAUCAUGAGCAUGAAAUGUCGAUCUUGUUCAGCCUUUCUUCCAUCUUUUUGGCUGCUGCCUUGGCAUCCUUC